This is a messenger RNA of Symphalangus syndactylus (siamang), 3780 nucleotides long. It is a transcript of the gene TDRD5, whose product is annotated as tudor domain containing 5. NCBI's taxonomy places the organism in Eukaryota, Metazoa, Chordata, Mammalia, Primates, Hylobatidae. Gene Ontology annotation, biological process: germ cell development. The record is from RefSeq and is a predicted model, not a curated record.
CUACUCUGCCCGCAACGGCAGUGCUGGCGUCAGGGCGCGGUGGAGGCAAGACGGGUGACUGGCAGCAGGGCGGUGCCGGGCGAGAAGGGCGCCUCACCUGGCGCCUCCCGCCUUCCUUUCCACCUCAGGUUGCAGAGAGCCGCCAGGGCAGGUGGAAGGGCCACGCCCGGCUCCCGCGAGGGUCACCGGGAGACAUUGGGGGUGGGGCAGGGACCCCAACCCUAGACCAGGUAGGGGGCGGGCGAAGAUUGGUGGUACCUUCAGUCCUGUAGGGCACAAUGUCUGAACAAGAGCGUAUACAGGAAUGUCUGCGGAAGGAAAUAAGGUCACUUCUCAUUUCCACCAAAGAUGGUUUGAGCCCACAGGAGUUGGAGAAGGAGUACCUUUUGAUGGUUGGCAACCGUCUACCACUCCGAAUCCUUGGGUAUCGGUCUACUAUGGAGCUGGUAUUGGACAUGCCUGAUGUUGUUAGUGUCUGCUCCGGUGCAGGUGGUACUGUAAUACUGAAAGCCAUUCCAGAUGAAUCUACCAAAGGAAUAGCAAGCUUAGUUGCAAAACAGAGGAGCAGCCAUAAGGUUCGAAACUCCAUGCAUAAGGGAAGACCUAGUAUUUAUUCUGGACCAAGAUCUUAUCAGCGAGUACCUUACCGAGGAAGGGUUGCCCCUGUUCUUCCAGCUGUUGUGAAGAGUGAGUUGAAGGACCUGUUGGCGUUAUCUCCUGUUCUCCUUUCUGAUUUUGAAAAGGCAUUUGCCAAAAGAUUUGGACGAUCAUUCCAAUACAUGCAAUAUGGAUUUCUCUCAAUGUUUGAAGUGCUUAAUGCGGCUUCAGAUGUCAUUUCUGUAGAGCAGACCAGAGCAGGUUCUUUGUUGAUGCUAAAGAAGAGUGUAACAGAGGAAAAGCCGAGAGGAUGUCCAGCAGGUAAAAUUUUUACCCAGCCAUUUAGAAUGAAACAAAGGUCAUACUCCACAGGCUUUCCGGUAGCAAAGGCAUGCUUUUCACAACCCACUUCAAACAUGGAACCACCGAAGCAAAUGAUGAGCAUGGGAAAGACUUCCAAGUUAAAUGUAGUGGAGACUUCAAGGCUGAAUCACACUGAAAAAUUAAACCAGACCCAUGGAAAUGCCCAAGAAAAUGUGAAAAUAGGGGAAAACCCUCAGAAGCUUGAUAGGGAGCCAUGCACUCGCCAAAACUUGGAGGGGCUUCUGCUGAAUGCUGUGCCAAUGGUAUUGGAUGAAAAGAAGAGUAGUCAGUGCCAGAGGGAGAAUCCUGCCAUGCUGGAGAACACAUUCAAAUCAGUUAUUGCACAAAUUGGACCUGGAGGAACUAUCAGUUCAGAACUAAAACAUAAGAUAAAAUUUGUUGUAUCUAAGUUCCCGGAGGGUUUGUUUAUUUCUAAACUGCUUGGAGAGUAUGAGGUAAUUUUUAAAGAGCAACUAUCACCAAAAAAAUUAGGCUUCUUAAAUGUGACAGAACUUGUUGGAGCUCUUAGUGACAUUCUCCAUGUUGAGUUCAGGGAAGGACAGCAAGACUUACUAGUGUUUGAUGCGGAUAAGAAGCCUCUACCACCUGUUCAGUCAGAUAAGAAAACAGAAGCCAAAGCUUGUGUCUCCAGUCCACCUAGAAAUUCAUUGUCUACUGCUGCUGUCAAAGAGACUGUAUGGAAUUGCCCUUCAGAAAAACAAAAAGAGCCACAACAGAAGACUUGCAAGAAGCCUAAUCUGGUGGUAAAGCCUUUACAGCUGCAAGUAGAAACAAACAAAUCACAGCUCAACCUGGCAAUGGCAAAUUAUGACAUCCCGCCAGAUGCUGUGCCGGACAAGAAAUUAUGCAGACUCCCACCAUUAGACACCAGUUCCCUCAUAGGGGUCUUUGUGGAGUAUAUCAUCUCUCCUAGUCAAUUCUACAUCCGGAUCUAUGGCAGGGAUUCGUCAGAGUUACUCGAAGACAUGAUGAUUGAAAUGCGGCGCUGUUAUUCUAAUCAGCUGGUUUCUGAUCGAUAUGUCAUGCCAGAAUGUUUUAUUCAGCCGGGACAUCUCUGUUGUGUGAGGAUUUCUGAGGAUAAGUGGUGGUAUCGGGUCAUUAUCCAUCGAGUCCUUGGGAAACAGGAAGUUGAAGUGUUCUACCCAGACUUUGGAAAUACUGGAAUUGUUCAGAAGUCCUCCCUGAGGUUCCUCAAGUGCUGCUACACAAAGCUUCCAGCUCAGGCUAUCCCUUGUUCUUUGGCUUGGGUGAGACCAGUAGAGGAACACUGGACAUCGAAAGCUAUUUUGCAGUUCCAGAAGUUGUGCGGUUUGAAGCCAUUAGUGGGAGUAGUGGGUGAAUAUGUAGAUGGAAUCCUUAACAUUUUUUUGUGUGACACAUCCUCAAAUGAAGAUGUCUAUUUCCAUCAUGUCUUGAGAACAGAGGGCCAUGCUAUUGUAUGCCGAGAAAAUAUCUCUUCUAAGGGUUUCAGUGAGCUCAACCCUUUAGCUUUAUACACGAAAUCCAGUGGAGAGCCAGAGGACAUUGUCUUGACAGAACUGGGUUAUCCUUCCCAGCAGCACUAUUUUAAUGAAGACCGAAAGAUAAGUCCACAGUCAAAAGAGAGUGAGUUACAGAUCCUGCAAGAUAUUAAUGAUGAAAAGUCUUUACGUCAUCUUAAAUCUGAGUCAAAGGAGCCAUUAAAGGAUUCGGAAUUUGAUUCUUUGAAAACCUGUAAUAAGAGCUUUGAAGAAGAUCUAAAGUGGUCCAACCCAGAGCCAAAUGAUCUGAAGGAAGAAAAUGAGGAUGAGAUCCCCACUGGAAUGCCAUGCCUAGAGUCAGUGACCAUAGGUGAUGAUAUUUGGGAUGAGAACUGGUUACCUCUACAGGCUAAGAUGGGAAAAGGAGGUGAUGCUGCCUCCCAUCUAUUUACUGCAAGCCUUGGUGGAAAGAAUCAGUAUUCAUCAUGUAAAGAAAUGCCACAGAAGGACUGGUGUUUUUCCACCCCCAAAGAUACAUGGGAUGAUUCUUGGCAGCCUUCAGGCCUUGUAAAUGGAAUGAAAGUAGAAGUUCAUAAGCCAGAAGUACUGGGUGCUCAGGAAAAAAAUACCGGCACAAACAGGACUCAAAAGCAACUAGACGUAAAUGGUUCUUCAGAUUCUUCCACACUGCCCAAAUUGGAAGAAUUCUGUGCCUCUCUUACCCAGUCAGAGCAAUCAGCAGACGGGAGCCAGUCUGAACCCAACAACAGUCAGACUCAGCCAAAGCAAAUUCAGCUUUCCACAGCAGUACCCUGUUCAACAACUGCAGUGGAUGAUUCUGCAGAAAAGCCCUCUGGUUCUGUGGAAAGCUCACCAGAGAUCCUAAAGAAUGAAGAUUUUUCUAGCAGCCGUGCUAUUACAUUGUACAAAGACAAGAGUCAAGAAUCCAUGGACCAGCUGUCUUUGAUUUUGUCUUAUGAGUGCCAGAUUUCUCAGAAGCUCUACAUUCCUCGAAGUACAGCCACUGCUGCCUUAGGUGCUGCUGCACGGUUAGCUACAUCCAGGAGCCUCCUACACUGGUACCCCAGUGUAAAAAGGAUGGAAGCAUGAGGGAGGGAGAGAGGGAGGGAGAAAAACAGAAUCCAGCCACUUAGGCCUUGAUGAACUCCCAGGCCAAAAUGAGGAGGUAUUGAAGCAAAAUAGUAUCUUGAUCGUUGAUACUUUUGGCUUUCUGUGACUGUAUGUUAGCUUUAUUAUGCUAACAGUCUACUUUGAUGUGUAAGUAUUGAUAUUUACUGUUAAUCUUGAUUUUUCUUGAUUUUAUUUUAUUCUGUGUCAU